CUAUUGCGACAAGCAAUGAUGCAAAGGUAAGCUUGCUCCGGACCCUUCCCUCGAGUUUUCAGUCUUCCGCUUCGGUCGUCGGCCGUUCCCGCCGCCUCCGUUGCAUGUUGUUCAGACCAUUGCCGCCAUGCUGCAGACUCCCGGACGGCCACUGCAAUUUUCAAAUGACCAGGAGCCGCUUCUAGAAGUCCAGGUACCUGCGGAGAAGAAAUAACAAUUUUUCUCCCGCUGGCGUCUGCAGCAGAGUCGGGCAGACCGGCGAAGCACAUCGUCAUUCUGCAUAAAUUUGUAUCGGGCCGACCGUGCCCACGAUUCACUGGAGCUGGUGGAGAAGGCCCAAUUGCAAACCAAAAGCCGGCAAUCAGAGUCAACAACCCUCGGACGCUUCUCCCAGCACUGCGACUGUUUUGACUGACAAUUUCUUUGCCUGCCCUUGACAAUUUAUGCACACCCAACGAGCUUGAUCCGUUUCAGAAAUUUUCAUCAUGGCAGACGCUAAUCGACUUCGUCCCACUAGUACUCGAGCACCGGACGAAGAUUCCGAUCAUGUUGGCUCGGGCGCGUCAACACCUCCCGGCGGUGUCUCAACGCCCCGUCCUGAUUUUACCGAUAAACGUCAGCCCGGAUUGGCCCACGCCUACUUUGCCCAGGUUUGUGAUUCCCUCCGUGCUCCCUUCACACCAUCCACCCACCCUGCCCGCCCCUCAGCCCUCUCGCGAACCCUCACACAUGGCUCGAGUCUGAACAUGGACCCCUCAUCACACCCCUCCGCCACGGCGUCUGUCGGUGCCCCUCCACCCACCGCUCCCAGUUCGCCCAAGAGCUCUUCUCGCGCUGGCAGUCAAGGGCCCCCACUGCUCUCCCACGAGCAAGGGGACUCGGCGCUGCCUUCAUAUCCCACACCGCCUCUAUCGUCGGCGUCUUCUCUCCACGGCCAGCAGGUUGACGGAGAUGGAUCCGCAGAGGUGCAGACUCCGGUCGAGAGGAGCAUCUCGGCAUCGCCAGCACGCCUCCGUAGUUCCACACUGUCCUCGAGCACCGUAGACACUGUCGUUUCCAAACCCCAUGUUUCAGCACACAUUUCUAGUCCUGCUACUCAACCUAUCACUGUUCCUGAUUCUGCACAUGCUUCUUCCUUGUCGCCCGAGCCUGAACUUCUGGACCGCCAAAGUAAAGAGCUAACAGAAGACUCAAAGAGUACUCCCCCUCGCACACCGCGGGCCUUGUCACACAAUGAAACGGCUCCCGCAGUCGAAGACACUCCCGCUCCUGCAGCACCUCCAAUCCCCAAAGUCGAAAAGAGCAGCCGUUCUAGCUCAAACCAAUCCAACGGCCAACCUACUGUCGGCACAACAAAGGGCCAGCUUUCGGUGAACAUCGUACAGGGAAGAGGUCUCAGACCCAGCACCGCCCCCUAUGUCGUCUGCAUCUACCAGCUGAACGAGGACAUCUCUGGUGGUGCCGAAGCAGACGCCAUGGAUACCAAGACACAAGAACAAGAUGGCAACCAGGACGAAAACCUGGCCAGAGGAGUCGCCAUGAAGAGAAUGGGCAGUGACUCGGGAAAGCCCAUGAGCAUUCCCGGACUGGGAAGCCGCCAGACCAGCCAAACAGACAUUUCCAAACUCAAGGAUGCUGCUUCAGACCACCUCGUUACUGAGCCGUUGUGGAACCACAAGGCUGUCUUCGAUGUAGUCGGUGAUCAAUCCGAGCUUGAUAUCUCCGUGUACGACAAGAAGAAUCAGGAAGCCUUUAUUGGCCAUGUCCGCUUCAGCCCUAACCUUGAGAACUACGACACACCCCACGAGACUUGGUUCAAGUUGAAGCCCAGAGAAGGCGAGACUGACAACGUUUCCGGCGAGAUCCAGCUCAGACUCAGCUUCCAGAAGACCGACAAGAAGACAUAUGGACCCGAGGACUUUGAAAUUUUGAGACUCAUCGGCAAGGGUACUUUUGGACAAGUCUUCCAGGUCCGCAAGAAGGACACACAAAGAAUUUACGCCAUGAAGGUGCUCUCGAAGAAGGUCAUCAUUCAGAAAAAGGAGAUUGCACACACUAUCGGCGAGCGUAACAUCCUUGUUCGUACUGCCACCGCCGAAUCACCUUUCAUCGUUGGCUUGAAGUUCUCUUUCCAGACUCCCGCAGAUCUCUACCUGGUCACCGACUACAUGUCAGGAGGCGAGCUGUUCUGGCAUCUCCAGCGAGAGGGACGUUUCCACGAAGGUCGUGCCAAGUUCUACAUUGCGGAGUUGAUCCUCGCACUGAGACAUCUCCAUCAGCACGACAUCGUCUACCGCGAUCUGAAGCCGGAGAAUAUCCUGCUGGACGCCAACGGUCACAUUGCUCUCUGUGACUUUGGUCUAUCCAAGGCCAACCUUUCGAAGGGCGACACCACAAACACUUUCUGCGGUACCACAGAAUACCUUGCACCUGAGGUCUUACUCGACGAGCAAGGUUACACCAAGAUGGUAGAUUUCUGGUCAUUGGGUGUUUUGGUCUUCGAGAUGUGCUGUGGCUGGUCCCCAUUCUACGCCGAAGACACCCAGCAGAUGUACAAGAACAUUGCUUUCGGCAAGGUUCGUUUCCCCAGAGAUGCUCUUUCGACAGAAGGUCGCAACUUUGUCAAGGGACUGCUGAACCGUAACCCCAACCACCGUCUAGGAGCCAAGGCCGAUGCUGAUGAGCUCAUGGCUCAUGCCUUCUUCGCCGACGUUGAUUGGGAUGCUCUUGGUCGCAAGGCACUUGUUCCGCCGUUCAAGCCCAAGCUCAAGGGUGAAUUGGAUGUCAGCAACUUCGACCCAGAGUUCACAAACGCCCUUUCAAGUGGCAACUCGUCAUCACUCAACGCCCGUGCGGCAGCUCUGGCCAGUGGAGUCAACCCGGCCAGCACACCUCUCAGUCCUACGCUACAGACAGCCUUCAAGGGCUUCACCUUUGUUGAUGAGAGCACUCUGGAUCGCCAGUUCGGCAACGACACGGCGCACUUGCAGCAGGCACAGCAAGAGUCACAAGAGGAUAAUGACGAGCUCAAGAAGACAGCCUCGGGCGGUUCCAAAGGCGAGCGUAUGAGCGGAGUGGUCUCGUCGACAAACGAACCCCAGGGCAUUUUCAACGACGGCAUGGACGUAUAGAGUCCAGUACAAUAAGCCAUGAUCAUAUUCCAGACCUCAAAAUCAACUACUGGGGGAACCUUCCACUAUCAACCCUCCUUUUCGUGUCGACACAUAGUUUUGGGCUUCAUUCUGACGGUGUUUUUCCUGUUUCAUAUUGGUUGGCUGUACGGAACACGAAACAAAUGGGUCAGGGUCAGCCUCUUUCGGUUUGGGGAGUUUCUUCUUUUGCAAAUGGAUACGAGUGUUUAUCUGACCAAGUACAUUGUGAAUGCUCGAUGCGGGAAAUCAUACUCUUUGUUUGCAUUGGGAGGAGUUGUUGCAAAGACGCUGGCGAACCGUCGGCCUCGACAGAAAAGAAGUGGAAAAACAAAGCACACUUGUAUAGAUUGACAAAGAUUUUAUUGUUA
Aureobasidium pullulans EXF-150 is the source of this 3520-nucleotide messenger RNA. RefSeq names its product kinase-like protein. Lineage: Eukaryota; Fungi; Ascomycota; Dothideomycetes; Dothideales; Saccotheciaceae. Gene Ontology annotation, molecular function: ATP binding; protein serine/threonine kinase activity. Gene Ontology annotation, biological process: protein phosphorylation. The transcript has 2 exons. The record is from RefSeq and is a predicted model, not a curated record. Bases 486 to 3131 code for a protein of 881 amino acids.